CUACAUCUCCCAUGAACCAACGGUUUCUAUUUCGACCGAUUUCGACACUACAAACUGUGCCAGAGGGCAAAAUCACUGAAUCUUACAAAUCGAGAAAUCAGCAGAAGGCAGCACCAUGUUGACAGAGGUUCUGUUAGCCCUGGUGCUGGGAGGAAUAAUCUACCUUCUGGUGCAGAGGAGUAAGAGGCAUCAGCUGAAGAGUGAGGAUGGCUGGUGGGGGGUGGGGAAUCCCCCAGAGACGGAAGAAGAAGAUGUCAGAAUUCACCCCUACACUGUCCGGACGAGUGACGAAGAGUUGGAGGACCUAUACAGGAGAAUAGACCAGACCCGACACGUUCCUUCUCUAGAGGACAGCCAAUUCAACUAUGGCUUCAACUCCCACUAUCUGCAGAAGGUGGUCUCCUACUGGAGGCAUGACUUUGACUGGAGGAGACAGGUGGAGAAACUGAACAAAUACCCACACUUCAAAACCAACAUUGAAGGCAUUGACGUCCAUUUCGUCCAUGUGCGGCCCACUAACCUCCCUGAGGGGGUGACUGCUGUGCCCCUGCUCAUGGUGCAUGGCUGGCCCGGCUCCUUCUACGAGUUCUACGGGAUGAUUCCACUCCUGACUGAACCCUCCAACCCAGACGACGCAGUGUUCGAGGUGGUGUGUCCCUCCAUCCCUGGAUAUGGCUUCUCUGAUGCUCCUCAUAAGAAAGGCUUUGAUUCGGUGUGCGCGGCGCGUGUGUUCCACAAGCUAAUGAAGAGACUGGGUUUCCAACAGUUCUAUGCUCACGGAGGAGACUGGGGAUGGAUAGUCACCACCAACAUGGCCCAGCUGGAGCCCCAAAUCAUUAAAGGUUUGCAUCUGAACUUUGCUCCCCCCUCCAAGUCGGGCCUGCUCAUGGUUCUGUCUCUAAUACUGGGCCGCCGUUUUCCCAAGCUGUUUGGCUUCGACGAGCAUGACGUCCAGCGUAUCUAUCCCGUCUUUCAGAACCUAGUGGUGGAGACUGUCAAGGAGUCAGGAUAUAUGCAUAUCCAGGCCACCAAGCCUGACACUGUGGGGCGAGCUUUGAAUGAUUCCCCGGUGGGUCUUGCAGCCUAUAUCUUGGAGAAGUUCUCCACGUGGACGGAUCAUGACUUCAGGAACUUGGAUGAUGGAGGACUAACAAGGAAGUUCAGUAUGGAUGACCUUCUGACUAACGUGAUGAUCUACUGGACAUCUGGCUGCAUCAUCUCCUCCAUGCGCUUCUACAAGGAGAACUUUAGCAAGGGUCUUUACCAGCCACACACAAAGAUGCCAGUGCACGUGCCCACCGGUUUUGCCAGCUUCCCCAAUGAGCUGACACACACCCCCAAGCUGUGGGUUCAGCAGAAAUACCGCCAGCUGAAGACGUUCACCCCCAUGGCUCGAGGAGGACACUUUGCCGCCAUGGAGGAGCCACAGCUCAUGGCCCAGGACAUCCAGAACUUCAUCAAGAUGCUGGAGAAGAGGAAGAAGUGAUGGUUCUAGUGUGCACAUCUGCCUUUCCUGUUUACUAAACAUCACCAAAUGCUAGGUCAGCGAGCACUAGUGUUAUGAUAGCAAUGGCAUGUGCCAGAAUUGACUUACUGACAAACACAUAGAGAGAGGUAUAUAUCAUAGCUGCCUUUUUAACACCCAUGGACAUAUAAUACUAGCAAGGUCUCAGAUGUGUUUGUGCCAUUUUGGCAUGACUAUAUAAUUUAGCAAGACCGCACAAACAGAUCUGACACAAGGCAAAUAAAAAAAGGUCUGGGUUUUGGUCAAUGCCAUUACAAUUCUGGUAAACCCAUAAGUUGCUGAUCCACUUUCUAGUUUGGAAAUUCAAAAUGGACCAAUUGAUAAGAACAUACUGAAUAUAACCACUGUUCCUAAAUAAUAAACUGGAGAACGCAGUCUGAAAAAGCCUCAUCUUAAGUUUUUCUUUCUGAUUACUUGCUAAAUCAAUGCCUGAGUGGUUAUGAAAUUAUGCAUCGUUUUGCAGUAGUUGCCUGAGAGCAAAUGUGUAUUUUACUCACCAGUUCUGUUCUUAUUUACACAAGUUAUUUACAAAAUUGUAUCAUUCCACAAAAAGCACUUUGUACUUCAGAUGCUACGCUACACUGAUUUAUACGUCUUGCCACGACAAAUCAUAUUAAUAAAAAUCUAAAGAAAAUGA
Molecule: messenger RNA, 2162 nt
Organism: Esox lucius (northern pike)
Lineage: Eukaryota; Metazoa; Chordata; Actinopteri; Esociformes; Esocidae
Gene: ephx1
Product: epoxide hydrolase 1, microsomal (xenobiotic)
Exons: 9
Coding region: 116-1486 (456 amino acids)
Biological process (GO): epoxide metabolic process
Molecular function (GO): epoxide hydrolase activity
Source: RefSeq, a predicted model, not a curated record